This is a messenger RNA of Myripristis murdjan (pinecone soldierfish), 5088 nucleotides long. Its product is annotated as tensin-3-like. The transcript is spliced from 27 exons. Gene Ontology annotation, cellular component: focal adhesion. The record is from RefSeq and is a predicted model, not a curated record. The coding region runs from base 98 to 3922 and encodes 1274 amino acids. NCBI's taxonomy places the organism in Eukaryota, Metazoa, Chordata, Actinopteri, Holocentriformes, Holocentridae. Gene Ontology annotation, molecular function: protein binding.
CAGGCAUUCACUCAAAAGGCUUCAUACUGCUGUGAUUAUCCCCUCUGGGCCAUUGCAUCUCUAGCCUUGGCAUUCAUGCGAGCGACCGACAUCAGUUAUGGAGAAACUGGCCAGAAUCGACCUAACCUAUAUUACAGAACGUAUGAUAACCAUAAUCUACCCUGUAGUACACCUAGAGGAGAGCUACCUCCAGGACCUGCGGACAGUCAUUCUCAUGCUCCAGUCCAAGCAUGGACACAACUACUUGCUUAUCAACCUCUCAGAGAAGAACGACAGCCUCACUAAAAUGAAUCACAAGAUUGUGGACACAGGUUGGGUGGAUUGCCUGGCUCCCAGUCUGAACCAGAUUUACGGUGUGUGCACAAUUAUGGAAAACUGGCUCCAAGCACAUUCAAAGCAUGUGCUGGUCUUACAUUGCAGGGGAGGUAAAGGCCGGCUAGGAGUACUGGUGGCUUCCUAUAUCCAUUUCAGCAACAUACCAGCCAGUGCAGACCUUUCUCUUGAACACUUUGCCAUGAGGAGGUUCUACAAUGACCAAGUGUCUGCUCUGAUGACCCCCUCUCAAAAACGCUAUGUGUGGAUGCUGGGCAGUCUGCUGAGGGAAGGGUUAAGGAUGUCUUCCUCUCCAUCUUUCCUCCUCUGUGUUGUUCUGCACGGUCUUCCCAACACAAGACCAGACGGAGGAUGCAGUCUGUUCCUGAGAAUAUAUCAGGAUCUACAAGCUGUCUGCACAUCAGCGGUCUACCAUGUGCCAGCAGGCCUGACAGACAGGCUAUUCAUUGUGCUUCAGCCAGCUCAGCUGCUCAAAGGGGACAUAAUGGUGGUUUGUUAUGAUAAAAACAGCCUGUCAGUCAGCCGCCAGGUCAUCUUCCGUCUCCAGUUUCACACGGGCAUCAUACACGAACGCACCCUCACGUUCUCCAAGGCGGACCUUGACUGUGCCAACAAAGACCCUAAAUUUCCAGAGGAUGGGAAGGUUGAACUGGUUCUCUCUGACAGCCCUAAGAGGAUUGCAGGCAGAGAGCUGUGGUACAACGGAGACGCCGUGACAGUGGACUAUGAUACCUUAGAUCCCUUGGUUAGACGAGAUUCAUACCAAGAUGCAUCUCCUCCUGGUGCAGCUCUACUUCAUACCGUGAGUCCUCGGGAUGAGAGCCCGUAUGCCAGGGUGAGGAAGAGGAGCAGUGAGGAAGGAGGUUUUUCCCCCACAGUCACCAGUAGCCCCAGCUGCAGGGACCGAACUCCAUCUGCCAGCAGUGACUCAGGUCUAUCUAUCGCGUCCCAGAGGGCUGGGAGUAUAGCCACAGCCAACUUCAGGAGAGGGGCUGGUCCGGACGAUCGUACACAGGCAAGGAAGCUGGUCUUUGGGGUGGACCUUGAGCUGGCUCAGCCUCCUCUGGAGGUCAUGACUGAGCUCCCGGCUUCCGAUGGAGGGGAAGGGGAGAUAGCUGGGGAUGAGUCUGGCUUGGGACACACUUUCAAUGGAGAGGCUUCGUCCAGCGAGAGGGAAACUGACAUCUUGGAUGAUGAGGAUGAAAUAGAUGACAGUGAGGUAGCUCCUGCCUUGGAGAAUUCAAGCUCAACCAGAGUUUGCACCCUCUCCUCUGAGAACCUGCCUGAGGUCCAGGAAUUUGCCCAAAGCGAGUACUCCACCCAUUCCUGGGUCCAACAACAGCAGCUGGCUGAUGCCAUCCCACAUUCUUAUUCACCAGUGGAUGGAGAAGACAGGCUGAAUGGGGGACAGUGCACUCCACAGAAGCCCUCAUCUCUGGUGGCUCCUAUCACACCAUCUAGAGGAAGCAGCAGCAGGGAAGCAGUGCAGAGAGGACUGGUGGACGAAGAUGGUACACAUGUCACACAAAACACCCAUAUUACACACGAUAUACACUCCACACACACCACACACACCUCAUGCCUGCCAGUGAAGCCAUGCCAAGAGGAAGAUCUGGCAUCGCUAACCACAGACAUUGAUGAGUCAAUAGAGCAGCUGAACCAGCUAAUUCUGGAUCUGGACCCUACCUUCAUUCCUGUCCCCACUCGCUGUGCCCCACUAUCCCGCUCUGCCUCCCUCUGCACCAAUGGUCUCAACCACAAGGGAAAUACCCAUCUGUCAGGUUGGCAGCAGCAGAGGCAGGCCAGUGAUGUGACAGAUUACUCUCAUCUGCGUAGUCCAGGAUGGAAAGGAAAUGGAUCACAAAACUUCAGACACUCCCCCAUCAACAGUCCAAGCCUGUCGCCAUUGCAGCGUGGGUAUUUGUACAAAGCCGACAGUGUUGACUACGGGGUACAGAGCCCUCUAACGGGUAGCUGUGACAUCGUCCCGCCUACUCCCGCCUUCCCAGUAUCUCCUCCAACACCCUAUGUGAAAAGUUUCUCCGAGUUUUCUCAGCAAAGGGCAGGAGGGCAGUGGGAAUCCGCCUGGACUUCACAAGAUUCCCGGAGUUUCCUGGACAGUAUGAACCAUGCCAGUGGCUCUACAGAGGGAGAGCUGUUCAGGUCAGAAGUGUCAGUCACUCCUUCUUCCUGUCAGAGGAUCUUUGGCUCUGUGCACUCUGUGUCUCAAAGUAGCACCCUCUCACACACAGACAGCCCAACCCCACCUCCAGUGUGGCAAGACAGGACUCCAAACUCCUUGAACUCUUCCUUUCAAACCCAGCCAUCACCUCCUCUGUCCCUAAGCACUCCCAAUGCCCACAGUUCCCCUCUGGGGGCUCUCAAAGGCCUGGGAGGCCCAGAAGUCCACAGGGAAUCAGACAACACAGAUUUGUCUUCACUACUGUUGGGGAAUGGCAGCUUGGAGCACAGCCUUCUGGAGGCGGUGGAGGGCCUUGGUGAUUUGAGCCUGGGACUGCGAGACGGCGGCCUGCCUCCCUCACUGCCUGAGAAGAGGAGAGCGGGUGAGGGGGGAGAGCUCAGCUCCUACUCUCCCUCCCUCAGUGGGUUUUCGAGCCCUCACAGCGGCAGUAGCCUCAGCAUCCCCUUCUCCUCCUACAUGACCCCUGACCCUCUGAGAGGACUCAGUGGGGCCCCGUUGCCCGGAGCAGACUUGGGCAGUAAGCAGGACACUGUGAAGUUUGUUCAGGACACUUCCAAGUUCUGGUAUAAGCCAGAUAUCUCCAGAGAUCAAGCAAUUGCAAUCCUAAAGGACAGAGAGCCAGGUUCUUUCAUUGUCAGAGACAGUCAUUCAUUCCGAGGGGCGUAUGGACUGGCUAUGAAGGUGGCCACCCCUCCUCCCUCUGUUCUUCAACAGAGUAAGAAGGUGGGAGACCUGUCCAAUGAGCUGGUGAGGCACUUCCUGAUUGAGUGCACACAGAAAGGAGUGCGCCUCAAGGGCUGUCCCAACGAGCCAUACUUUGGAAGUCUCACUGCGCUGGUGUGUCAACACUCUAUCACCCCUCUGGCGUUGCCCUGUAAACUCAUCCUGCCUGACAGAGACCCGAUGGAGGAGCUGAAUGACUCAUCUCAACAGUCAGCCACCAAUUCAGCAGCUGAGCUACUCAAACAAGGAGCAGCCUGCAAUGUGUGGUACCUGGGCUCCGUGGAACUGGAGUCACUGACGGGACACCAGGCAGUUCAGAAAGCAACCACUCUGACCUUGGCCAUGGACCCCCCGCCAAGCUCCACAGUGGUCCACUUCAAAGUCUCCGCACAGGGCAUCACACUGACAGACAACCAGAGGAAGCUAUUCUUCAGGAGACACUACACAGUCAACACUGUCAUAUUCUGCUCUCUGGACCCGCAAGGUCGCAAAUGGACAAGAGACAGUGGUUCCACUGCAAAGAUCUUUGGUUUUGUGGCCAGGAAAUCUCAGAAUGGGACUGAAAAUGUGUGCCACCUGUUUGCUGAGCACGACCCCGAGCAACCAGCUAGUGCAAUCGUCAACUUUGUCUCCAAGGUCAUGAUUGGCUCCCAUAAGAAGUAGGAGAAAGACUCCUGGGUGAAGAGAUUUAACUCUCCCUGCAACUUUACCCUCCAGGCCCACACACUACGAACCCAGACCUUCUGACACUUGGUCCUGUUGGUAAAAAAAAAAAAAGAAAGAAAGAAAGAAAAAAGCACUGUGCCUUUGUGUGGGCUUUGUGUGGACUACUCUGCAGGAUGCCACCACUGGAGGGAGCCACUGCAGCUCAACUGUUAGUAGAGUUCAACAGUGGGACUUGCAACUCCUACAGCCCCUCAAGUGUGGACAUGAUAACUACUUACAGACCUGUCAUGGAGAGUUUGUUGUAUAGAACCAUAGACACUUUUUAAAGCAGAAUUUAGCAUGAAUGUCAGAUUUUGACAUGAUAGUAACUGCAUUCUUUGACCAUUAUUUUGUACCUUACUCUGUGUACCAUACCGAAUUGUCUCCACUUAGUCUAGGCAGUCAAAGCUGAUACAUAAACACACAUACUAAUAACUAAACCCGGAAAAAUAAUAUGCAGUUGGCAGAUAAACAUGUUUUCCUUGUGUGGGACCAUUCCUCUAUAUCCACAGAGCCUUAUGGGUAUCGUUAUAUGUCAGCCUUAUGAGAAACAACCAUUUAUACUGUCACAUGACACCGUCACUUUUGGCACUAUUGAUAGACAAAGGCAAUAAUGAGGUUGCCUUGUACUUAAGAUGGAUAUAUCAUGUUAUGUUUAUAUAUUGCUCAAAGUAUUUAUCCCUUAUUACAGAUGUGUAUAAGUGAUUCUUUUUUUCUAAAUACUUGUCAUAUAUUUUUGUAUAUUAACACAUACUGUACAUUAGUUUUGAAAGCAGUGUACCUCAAAAACAUGCCACGUAUUGUUGUGGAGACUCAUAUGUACUUGCUGUGUCCCUAACUUAGCUGUCAAGACAAGAUUCCUGUAUAGUUAUUGUAUGAAUAGUGUAAAUCUGGCUGUCACACUGAUUGCUAUUAUGAAUUAUCAUAAUGCUGAGGAUUACGAUACACUUUUCCUAUCAGUUCCUGUGAUAACAGACAAGAUUUUGGUCCACUUCAGCGUCUGACCAUCCCCAAAGUAGCACUCCUCCCAUCUGAGUCAACCUUUUGUCAUGUAAAUUAAUGUUGUUCAGUUAUUACAGCAUCAGUAAUUUUGAGACCUCAUUAAAAACCGCCUUCUACAAUCA